This is a messenger RNA of Eptesicus fuscus (big brown bat), 1499 nucleotides long. It is a transcript of the gene C7H22orf23, whose product is annotated as chromosome 7 C22orf23 homolog. The coding region runs from base 237 to 890 and encodes 217 amino acids. The transcript has 7 exons. The record is from RefSeq and is a predicted model, not a curated record. NCBI's taxonomy places the organism in Eukaryota, Metazoa, Chordata, Mammalia, Chiroptera, Vespertilionidae.
AGCGUCUAGCAGCCCGCUCUGUACACCAAGAUCUCAGAGUAUUUCUGCUGGGCCUCCGCGCGGUGCCGCGGUAGAACCGUGAUUACGGUCUUCGGUCUUCCGAGCCCAGCCACCGCUCUCCGCUGGGGGCGGGGUGGGUCCCAGCCGCCGCUCUUUGAUGGGGGCGGGGGGGCGUCACAGCCGCCGCUGUCUGCGUGGGGCCCACCCAACCGGCGUCUUACUUUAGGAGCCCUCCCAUGGCUUCCCAGGAUAGGGUAAAGGCAGUGACCAAAGGAACGGGGUUCUGUCGCUGCCCCAAGCAGACCACUUACACCCCUGGAACCUGCGAGCUCCUCAGAGUGAUGAUGAAGGAAUCCAAACUGACUAAGUUCCAACAGCGACACAUCAUGGACACCAUGAAAAGAGGAGACGCUCUGCCCCUGUACUGCAGCCCAACAUCCAGCCAGAGGGUCUUGCCUUCCAAGCAGCCGGCCUCAGCCGUCUACCUGCCUCCCAUCCUGACGGCCCGGUCCCAGCUCCGACCUGCCAGCAUGUGCCAGGCCAACGGGGCCUACAACCGGGAGCAGUUCAAACCUCGACCCACCAGAGAUCUGGAGAAGGAGAAGCGAAGACUCCAGAACAUCUUUGCCACGGGGAAGGAUAAGGAGGAACGGAAAAAGAAGCCCCGUGCUGUGCAGCGGAAGGACCCAGCUCCCGAGCUGGACCGGUUUGAAGAGCUGGUCAAGGAAAUCCAGGAGAGGAAAGAAUUCCUGGCUGAGAUGGAGGCCCUGGGACGGGCCAGACAGUACCGAGGGAUCAUCCUCACGGAAAUCUCCCAGAAACUACGGGAAAUGGAAGACAUCGACCACCAGAGGAGCAAGGAACUGAGGAAGGCUCUGGCCACCGCCUGAUCUGUCUCCAGGGGGCGGAGUAGCCCAGCCUUGACCACUGGAGCCCACCUCAUUGCCAAGCAGGGUCAUCCCAGGUCAGCCCACCCACUCAGGCCUCCAGCCAUGUCAAAUGGUCAUACAGCACUGCCCUGGCCUAGGGUACGGGGUACCCGGGCAUACACAGCACCCUAUAAAAUGGACAUCAGAGAAUGAGUUGAUUCUUCCCGAGACUGCACCCAGGGGUCCUGGGUCAGCUGUGCCUCUUGAGACCCAGUCUCUCUCUCUCUCUCUCUCUCUCUCUCUCUCUCUCUCACACACACACACACACACACACACACACACACACACACGGCUUUGAAUCUUCCUUUGGGGAAAGAGCCCCAUUCAGAGUGAAGGCAAGGCCGGUCUCCCCAUCGUGGGCGGACGUCUUGGCCGCCAACAGGCCCGCGUCCCACCACCUGCAGCGCGGGGUGUCCCUCGGUUAGUGUCUGAACUCAGGAACGAGCAUGGCUCCUUCCGUCCUGCCUGCCUCAGGGCCGCUUCUUUGACUUCGUACAGCCUUAGGCAAAUGUUUAACCACGACGACCGAUUGGCCAAUAAAACACAUUUGACGCAGGUCAUUACACAUUA